AUGAGCUCUGCUUCAACUUCAAAUAGCGCUGAUGUUUUAGCAAAAAUUUUGCGUGGUUUUAUUAACGUUAAUGAAGAAAAACAAUUUGUUGGAGAAGAAACUUCCAAUAUUCCAAUCCCUCAACAACGAGAACAAAGUAUUUCUCCUUUUAAAUUUUCUUCAGCUACUAAUGGUUUCAAUUCUUUAAUAGUAGAAGAAAGAAAGGAAUGUAGAGGAGAAUCGCCAAGUUUAAUAACUGGAAGUAAUGGACUUGAAUAUGACGAAGAAUUGAACAGACGGGCAUUGAAGAGAAAGAAUGACAACAAAACGAAAAGUUGUGAAAGUACAAACUCUUCAUCCUCCUCAUCACUCUCUAAACGUCGCAAUGCUGGUGGGUCAAAAUCCCUUUUAACGGCCGCAACUGCUGCAGCAUUAAUGGCACCUUCUCCCCUUGGACAAGUACCUUCAAUUCCUGGAGUUAUUGCUGUUGCAGUUUCCCCAGCAGCGCAACUGUUUCGCGAGGAUGAUUGGAGUUGGCAUAGAAAUCCAGCGGCAGCAAUACGUUCGGGCGGAACAAACAAACAAACGCCCGUUUGGAAAUAUUUUGUAUACAAUAAAGCAGAGAAUUUAAGCAGAUGUAUCGUGGGCAAUUGUACUUACCAACUUAAAGGACCACAUACCAGUACACUUGCUUGUCAUUUGAAAAAACAUACAGCUGAAUAUGCUGAAUUUCAACGGCUAAAGUCUGAAUAUACCCGAGAACGGAUAGCUUCUGGGCACGGGCAAGCGAUUGCCAGCCUUGGAGCAACAAUGACAGACUGUGGUGGUGGAGAUUCUAGUUGUUCCACACCUGGAUCAGUUUCUUCCUUUUUUCCUUUUUCUGUACAAAAUGUUGAUAUUGAAUCGAAAAGUGAUGAAAGUUUUUAUUUUAAUCAAAAACAUUCAAUUUCUGUUGGAAAUCAUUCCUCUUCUCCUUCUUCAUCUACUACAACUCCUUCACCUUUAAAACAACAUAUUAAUAAUUCUUCAGCUUUCGAAGAACAAAUAAAACAAGAGCAACAACAACAUUUUCAACAACAACAACAACAAACAAACGGUUUUUGCAACAAACAAAAUAAUGGAUGUUUUCCUCAAUUUGAAGGUUUGCAUUUUAUGAUGGCUGCAGCAUUAGCAAAUGCCCAACAACAACAACAACAGCAAAAAACACCCCAAAUUGUUAAUCGGUUGCCGUCAAAUAAUGAGCAUUUAUUUAGCAAUAAAGACAAGGAAGGGGUUAAUUUGAUAAAUAUUCUCAAUAUGCUCAAUAGAAAGCCUGUUAAUAACGAUAAUUGGCAUUUAAAGUCUAUUAAUAAUUGUGAAGACAAAAAGGAGGAAUAUAAACAGGAAUUUAACAGUAAUUCCUUUUGUCAACAAAAAUCCCUAAACAACAAAAUAUUAGAAAAUAAUAAUAUUAAAAAAGAAUUAAACGAGGAUAAUAAUGCAACAAUUAAUACUGACAAUAAACAUAACCUUCAUUCCGUCGAACAUUUGUUAGGAACAACAAAUAAUGUUGAAGAAACAAACAAAACAAAAGAAAAAAUAAAUGAACAAGUUGCAUGUUUUAGUAGUGAACAACUUGUUUCGAUAAACAUGGAAAGGUUGUUGCUUUCGUUAGGAACAAGUUUUUCACGAUCAGAAUUAAUUCGACUGCUGAACAAUCCAUUUGUGGGAGAAUUUUUUUCUGAAUGGACGUUGGAAAGAAUUAAUAAGGUUUUAGACAAACAAUUAAUUUUGGUUCGAGACAAAACACGUGAACACCUCCAAAAUAUAUCCUCAACUAACGGAUUUGCAUUGAUAGCAGAAUUUUGUUGUGUUCAAUGUUGGAGUGUUCAUUUAAGUGAUGAGGAACAGUGUCAAACAAAUUUUGAUUCGUGUUGCGAUGGUGUUGCUGAUGAUUGUGUUGUUAAUGACAAUUUUUGUUGCACUCUCUUCGCUUCAUUCCACAAAGAUGGCAUUUACAAUUCAUUAUUAUUGGGAUUUCAAAAAAUGAAUGAAGCAACAAUAAAUUCAGUCAACAAUUUUAUAGAAAAUGUGUUUGCUUGUUUUAAUAUGCCUUCAACAUUUUCUACCCCAACAAAUUUGUUUAUUCGCCCCCAACAAAUAGCUAUUCAUCUUCAACAACAACAACAGAAACAAUGUUCGUCAAGUUUUAAUUUUAUAAUUAGCAACAAUGCUGAAUUUUCUUGUAAUAUUCCAACAAUUUCUGAAAUUGUUUACGGAAGUGGAAGCAAAGUUAAAAUUUCUAAUAAAAACGAGGAAGAAGAAAAAUGGAUGGAAAGAAGUGCUAUUCUUCUUUAUAACUCAAAAGAAAAAUUUAAUAUUGACUGA
This is a messenger RNA of Meloidogyne enterolobii, 2346 nucleotides long. Lineage: Eukaryota; Metazoa; Nematoda; Chromadorea; Rhabditida; Meloidogynidae. The record is from the annotation of a GenBank genome assembly.